Messenger RNA from Aspergillus luchuensis, 840 nucleotides. RefSeq names its product proteasome core particle subunit alpha 2 (gene pre8). Gene Ontology annotation, cellular component: proteasome core complex; proteasome core complex, alpha-subunit complex. Gene Ontology annotation, biological process: ubiquitin-dependent protein catabolic process. Bases 1 to 840 code for a protein of 279 amino acids. The transcript has 5 exons. Lineage: Eukaryota; Fungi; Ascomycota; Eurotiomycetes; Eurotiales; Aspergillaceae. The record is from RefSeq and is a predicted model, not a curated record.
AUGGCUGAUCGCUACUCCUUUUCUCUGACCACGUUCUCCCCCAGCGGAAAGCUGGUUCAGAUUGAAUAUGCCUUGAACGCUGUCAACCAGGGUGUAACUGCUCUGGGCAUCAAAGCUACCAACGGAAUUGUUCUGGCAACCGAAAAGAAAGCGAACUCGCCUCUCAUUGACCCACCUUCCCUCUCCAAGAUCUCCCUGAUCACACCCGACAUCGGCAUGGUCUACGCCGGAAUGGGCCCAGAUUACCGUGUGCUCGUGGACCGGGCCCGCAAGGUUUCUCACACUGGCUACAAGCGCAUCUAUAACGAAUACCCCCCUACCCGGAUAUUAGUGCAGGACGUUGCCCGAGUUGUUCAAGAAGCGACUCAGUCUGGUGGUGUCCGACCGUACGGUGUCAGCUUGUUGAUUGCUGGCUGGGACGAGGGCGUUGAGCCUGAAUCGGGGGAGGCUCAGCGGGGUGAUGGCGAGGACGAGCCUAAGAAAGCAACCGGCAAGACGGGUGGUAUCUUGAAGGGCGGCCCCAGUUUGUACCAGGUCGACCCCAGUGGCAGUUACUAUCCGUGGAAGGCCACGGCCAUCGGAAGACAUGCGACGAGUGCAAAGACAUUCCUUGAGAAACGUUACACCGAAGGUCUCGAGCUGGAAGAUGCCAUUCACAUUGCUCUCCUGACUUUGAAGGAGACUAUUGAGGGAGAGAUGAACGGUGAUACGAUAGAAAUUGGCAUUGUUGGCCCUCCUGCCGAUCAUCUGCUUGGUUAUGAGGGUGUUGAAGGAUCGCGCGGACCCCGUUUCAGGAAGCUGAGUAAGGAGGAGAUUGAGGACUAUCUCACCAACCUAUGA